CAUGGCUUCCUCUGGCAAAGCCCAAGACCACAAUCCCAAGUCCUUCUCCAAUCAGAGAACCUCCUCCCUCCCUGCUCACUCCACCAAGCGCUCCCUAUGCUUCGUCACGACCUUCAUCACCCUCCUCCUCCUCCUCCUCCAGAUCGAAACGCUCAGAUCAUCCUUCUCCUCCUCUUCUCUGUCGUGGGCUUUAUUCCCGAAAGCACUGCACGGGAACGAGCCGCCGUGCCAUGCAAUGGAGGAGCUCAACCUCGCCCGCUCCAGACUCCGUGAGUUGGUCACCUUCCUCCCACUCAAGGAUGUAAGGUUCUCCAAGUAGCCGAUGUCAGGCCACACUUGGUUCAUGAGCUCCAUUAACGAUACCUUCGAGGACGACGACACCCAGAACCUUUACUUCCCAUCCGAGACGUCAAACGGGAGGCUGUUAUGCCUCUCAGCCCGCGACGUCUCUGAUGGAGCCAGGAACUCGUAUGCUUUAGCUUGGCCGGAGGCGCUUCCACGCAAUGCCACACUCCUUGCCGGCCUAACCUUCGUUUCUGAUACCUACUACGAUUACAGCAACCUGUGGCACGGGGUCUCAGCUAUGGUGCCGUUCGUGUCAUGGCACCAGAGGAAGCAAUGCGUGGUUCCUGAUCGCUUGGUGCUGUUCCAUUGGGGCGAGCUCAGGACUCGACUGGGCAGAUGGGUGCAGACCCUGGCGGAGGCUGCGAUCGGGGAGGUUAGGAUCGAGGACUUCAAAGAGUACGGCGGCGGACCAACCUGCUUCGAGAAGGCGGUGGUGUUCAGGCACAACGAAGGGGCGAUGAAGAAGAAGAGGAGGCGCGAUGUGUACGACAUGAUGAGGUGCAAGGCAAGAGCUUACUGUGGCAUUGCCGCAGAGGCCGCAGAUCCGGAGGCCAAUCGCAUGACGCUGCUUCUUCGACUGGGACCGAGAUCGUUCAAGAACGAAUCCGAGGUCAUUCGGAUCUUUCGGGAGGAGUGUGAGAAGGGGGGCGGGUGCAGAAUUAAGGUUGCAUGGGCCAACAACAUGACGUUCUGUGAGCAGGUGAAGCUAAUGAGCGAGACAGAUGUGUUGGUCUCUCCCCACGGAGCUCAGCUGACAAAUUUAUUCCUCAUGGACAAGAACAGCAGCAUCAUGGAGUUCUAUCCCAAGGGCUGGAAGGAGCUCGCCGGCGUGGGGCAGUACGUCUACCAUUGGAUGGCCGACUGGGCCGGCAUGCAGCACAAGGGCUCGUGGCGGGAUCCUCAAGGCGAGAAGUGCCAGCACACCGAUAACCUCCGGUGCUUCGAGUUCUACAAAGACAAACAGAUCGGGCACGACGAGGCACACUUCGCCGCCUGGGCUGCUAAAGUUCUCACCGAGGCGAAGGAACACAAGUUGGGGGAGGCAUCCAAGACGAGCAGCCAGCCAGAUCUUGGAUCAGGUCGCUGUCCCUGUAGUUGACCCCCCUGGCUGUGAUGAUAACGACAGAGCAUCACGAGAUGUCGACGGCCAAUGCCAAUGUCGACAUGAACGCAGGAUGGAACGCACUGCAUUCUCUUGCAGUUUCCCUUCAACUUCUAGGUGCCUCAUGAUGACCUUGUUCCUUGUGUUCGAAGCUUAUCACAGCCAAAGAGUUCACAAGGAGCUCAUGGUUGAAGAACCAGAGCUUCUUCAGAAGGAUGGCUACCGCAAACAAAAGCGGUGUAAUGGCUUAUGUUUAGGAAUUCCCUCGAAAGCAAAAUAAGAAUGCACGAAGCUUCUGCAUGCACAUGGGUCCAUGUGAUAUGAUGCAUCACCGGG
Molecule: messenger RNA, 1783 nt
Organism: Musa acuminata AAA Group (dessert banana)
Lineage: Eukaryota; Viridiplantae; Streptophyta; Magnoliopsida; Zingiberales; Musaceae
Exons: 2
Coding region: 323-1444 (373 amino acids)
Molecular function (GO): glycosyltransferase activity
Source: RefSeq, a predicted model, not a curated record